AUGGAAAAGGAAAAAAUCCCGUUGACACCAGAAGAAAAGCCACCCCUACCAACCAUCGAAUAUGAUGGCCUUUCCGCGUCGCACUCUCCUUUAGAUGAGAAAUGCGAGAAACUCCUCCCGGACAACUACGACAGCAUGGUCUGCGGCGACGAUGACUACACAUACGGCAGCAGUAGUGUUGGAGGAUGUUGCGGAGGGGGCCGCAGCAGUGGAAGCAGCGGCCGGAGGGGUAGCGGUGAUGGUCGAGGCGGGGUAAUAUACGAUAAAGGAGGGGGAGGCAUGAGACUUGUUGAUAAGGGAGGCUUGAUCGAAGGCGGAGGAAGCAGCAGCGGAGGCGGCGUCAGCGGAGGUGGAUGCGGCGUCGGGGGCAGCAACAACAACAAUUGCGAGCGCAAAAAGCCCGGUAAAAAAGGCGGGAAGAACUGCAAGGUGAACAUCGUCCAACCGGCCGACACCAAGGAGCCGGGCGUGGCCAAGAAAGUACGCAAGAAUUCCCGCGAGCCCGAGAUCCGGGACACGAACCUCGUCCUUGCUUUGUUCGUUCUCUUCUGUUUUAAUUUGCCGUUCGGUCUGCUGGCUACCAUGUUCUCACUGAUGGCGGGCUCGGCAUUCAGAGACGGCAAGAAAAAGAGGGCCAAAUGUCAUUCACGAACAUCGAUGGUCAUCAGUCUGCUCGGCAUUGCAACCACGGCCGCCCUGGUCAUGUGUGUGAUCUUUUUCCUAGCCAUAAAAGAGCAAAGCCAGGGAUACUGA
This is a messenger RNA of Acanthosepion pharaonis, 753 nucleotides long. The record is from the annotation of a GenBank genome assembly. NCBI's taxonomy places the organism in Eukaryota, Metazoa, Mollusca, Cephalopoda, Sepiida, Sepiidae.